Molecule: messenger RNA, 1257 nt
Organism: Capsicum annuum
Lineage: Eukaryota; Viridiplantae; Streptophyta; Magnoliopsida; Solanales; Solanaceae
Exons: 2
Coding region: 1-1257 (418 amino acids)
Molecular function (GO): zinc ion binding
Source: RefSeq, a predicted model, not a curated record
AUGUCGUUCAAUUACACAACGGUGAAGAGUUGUAAGAAAUACUUGAGGGUGAGGUACGUAGAUCCUACUUGCCGGUGGAUGGCGCGUGCAUGUACUAUUGGAGAAUCGGGUUGGUUUCAUAUCCACAAGUACAUGGGAGAGCAUACUUGUGGCAUUGAUCAUGUCACGGGAAAGCACAAGAAUGUCAUCGUGGAGGUCAUUGCCUCACUUAUUUUGAACUUUUUCAUCGACAACAAAGGUCCAAGCCCGAAAGAGAUAGAGAGGAUCCUUAAGGCCUUUGUCAUCGACGAACCAGAGUUGUGCGUUAUCUUCGAUAGACACGUAAGCAUAGCCAACGGCCUCGCAAGGCAUUAUUCUCUUACACAUUACGGUGUUUGUAUGAGGCAUCUCGGUGAAAAUCUUCGCAUAAAUCACCAUUGUUUCGAUUCUCUCUAUUUGUACUACCAUGCGACCAAGGCGUACACGUUGAAAGAAUUUAAUGACUACUUCAACGCCCUUAAAGAAAGAUGCCCUAGCCCAACAGCUUGCCUUGAGCAUGAAGUUGGAUUUGAAAAGUGGAGCCGAGCUCACUUUCCAAGUAAUCGAUUCAAUGUCAUGACCUCAAACAUUGCCGAGUCGCUCAACUCAAUGUUUCACGACGAAAGAGAGUAUCCAGUGGCGGCCAUCUUCAAUUCAAUUGCACAUAGGUUUGAAGAAAUAUUUAGGAAGAUGUAUGCAGAGGUGGACAAUUCAAAGACAACAUUCGUUCCCGUAGCCGAGAUGAUCUUGAGGAAAAACAUGAUCGAGGGCGACAAAUUAUAUAUGAACAACAUAAACGGAAGCACCGACGAAUUCACCGUGCUUGGUUACGAUCAUUCCGCCAAAGUUAAUAUUUUGAGACGGUUAUGUUCUUGCAGAAAGUACGACUUAGUGAAAUUGCUAUGCGCUCAUGCAAUGGCAGCGUUGCGUUUGAAGCACAGGGACAAAUACGGCACUAGCGUUUAUAACUACUUUUUGCAAAUGUAUUUGAAAGAAUCAUAUCUCCUUGCAUACUUGGAAGCUAUUUGUGCAGCAUCACUAGAGUCGAAGUGGAGUGUAGUGCGAGAAUAUCUAGAAAUGCAAGUUCUUCUACCCGAUUUUGAUCCCAAACUCAGAAGGAGAAAGGUGAAACGCAUUAAGGGUGUGUUGGAGCUUUCAAGGUACAAGAAAAGAAACAAAUUCUCCAAGUGCAAAAGGCCGGGACAUAAGAGAACAACAUGUAGCCUUAAUGUAGGAUAA